Thermothielavioides terrestris NRRL 8126 is the source of this 795-nucleotide messenger RNA. RefSeq lists its product as uncharacterized. The record is from RefSeq and is a predicted model, not a curated record. NCBI's taxonomy places the organism in Eukaryota, Fungi, Ascomycota, Sordariomycetes, Sordariales, Chaetomiaceae. The coding region runs from base 1 to 795 and encodes 264 amino acids. The transcript has a single exon.
AUGGACACGCUGCUCUCCCUCGACCUCGGGUUUGACGACUGUCUCUACAGGAUCCGCCGCGUCUCGGGAACGGUGAAUCGCGUGCUGUACGUCACCGUCACCAAUCUCGCCAUCAUUCCCGAGGAGAAACGGACGUAUGGCCCGUCGGUCAUCAAGGAGCUCAGCAAGCUGAAGGAAUGGAACGGCGACUGGAAAACGCUUACUGUCCAUAUGGACGGUGAUCGCAUAUGGUGCGAAACCAACGCAUUCCUCCCGCACACCGUACCGAAAAAGCAUCUCCUCGAUAUCUACCCGACCUAUGACCUGUUCAGCCUCGAGCUUCGUCGCCCGGUCACGCACAGAGUUUUCGAGGUGUCCCAUGAAGGACGCUCUUGUUACCUCAAGAUCGCUCGCUUUCCGCAUGAACUGCGGUACUUGACCCGGGAACUCGAUGCCUACCACGCCUUGGCUCUGGCGGACACUGGCUUGGCGCCAAAACUGUUGGGCUAUGUUUUCGAAGAGACGCCUGAUCGCGUUGUCGGGUUUCUGGUGGAGUCCCUGGAAGGCCGAGCUGCAGGUGUGGGAGACCUCGAGUCCUGCAGAGAAGCUCUCCACAAGCUGCAUCGCGUGCUCCUCCACGGCGACCUUUGCAAGUACAACAUCAUCAUCACCCCGGAUGGGCCAAAGUUCAUCGACUUCGAGAUGUCGACUCCUGCCGCAGACGCCACGGGAGCCUUACUGGAAGAAGAAAAUGAGAAGCUGGAGAGCCAGUUGGCCGAUGAGUCUGGAACAGGGCGCCCUUGGUACAUAGAGUAG